This is a messenger RNA of Dioscorea cayenensis subsp. rotundata (Guinea yam), 2062 nucleotides long. RefSeq names its product inactive glucose-6-phosphate 1-dehydrogenase 4, chloroplastic-like. The transcript is spliced from 12 exons. Lineage: Eukaryota; Viridiplantae; Streptophyta; Magnoliopsida; Dioscoreales; Dioscoreaceae. Gene Ontology annotation, biological process: glucose metabolic process. The record is from RefSeq and is a predicted model, not a curated record. Gene Ontology annotation, molecular function: glucose-6-phosphate dehydrogenase activity; NADP binding.
CCGCGAGCGAUGAUCGGAUUCGGGUUUGGAUUUCGGGGAACCCGAUAAGGAUCCGUUAAGAUUCAAAGGCGGAGCACGGCGAUGUCGGCGCUAAGGUCGCCGAUCGUGCGGCCGUCGUCGCUCCAGUUGGAGCAUCGUGCGGUCAGGGGUGGUCUUCCGGUUGUAUCAAGAAGUUGUGUGCUUUAUUCUAGUGAUGCAAGUUUCAGAACAAGUUUUUGUGGAUUAAAAUUGUGGAUGUUUAACAUGCUUAAAGAUCCAAACCCAAAAUGCAAGAAGGUGGAAAUUCAAACAAAGGAUCAAGUUUAUGAUCGUUUGAAGUUUGAUGCAUCAUAUCAUGUCCAAAAUGAUAUUAAAGAAACAAGAGGAGGGCCAUCUCUUUGCAUUGCUGUUGUAGGAGCAACUGGUGAACUUGCAAGGAACAAGGUUUUUCCAGCAUUAUUUGCUCUCUAUUAUAGUGGAUGUUUACCUGAGAAUGUUGGCAUAUUUGGAUAUUCAAGGAAGGAGUUAUCAGAUGAGAAUCUACGGUCCAUCAUUGCUGAAACAUUGACUUGUCGGGUUGAUCAUCGUGAAAAUUGCGGAGACAAAUUGAAUAAUUUUCUCAAAAGAACAUACCAUCAAUUUGGAGGAUAUGACAACAAAAUUGGGAUGGCAGAACUCAAUUCUCGCAUGGAGCAGAUUGAAGACUGUCAUGAAGCAAACAGGAUUUUUUAUCUGUCAGUACCUCAAGAAGCUCUUCUCGAUGUCGUGUUGUCUAUUGCUGAUCAUGCACAGUCUAAAAGAGGGUGGAAUCGGAUAAUAAUCGAGAAGCCCUUCGGUUCAAUGCAUCGUCUUCUUAUCUAUUGACUCAGUCCAUUUUAUCCAAAUUCGAGAGAAGCAAAAAUAUACAGAAUAGAUCAUCUUUUGGGGAAGGACUUAAUUGAAAAUCUUACCGUUUUGAGAUUCUCCAACUUGGUGUUUGAGCCUCUGUGGAGUCGAACAUACAUCCGUAAUGUUCAGGUCAUAGUAUCAGAAGAAUGCGGCAUGGAAACAAGAGGCGACAGAUACUUCGGUGGCUAUGGAGUUAUACGUGAUGUUGUCCACAGCCACAUCCUUCAGACAAUUGCAUUGUUUGCUAUGGAACCUCCUGUGAGUCUCGACGGUGAAGCUAUUCGAAAUGAAAAGGUUAAGGUUCUUAGAUCAAUACGGAAGCUGGGCAUGGAUGAUGUUGUUCUUGGCCAGCAUAAGGGUGGUCCUAUAGAAAAUACGGCUAUCCAUAAGGACGAUCUCACACCCACAUUCUUUGCUGCUGCAUUAUACAUCGAUAAUGCUCGUUGGGAUGGCGUACCAUUUCUGAUCAAAGCUGGAUUGGGGCUCAUCAAACACCGGGUUGAAAUACGUAUCCAAUUUCAUCAUGUUCCAGGAAAUAUCUACCGCGAGCGUAUCAGACAUGACACUGAUCUUGCUACAAAUGAACUGAUUCUGCGGGAUUUGCCUGAUGAAACUAUACUUUUAAAGGUAAACAAUAAGGUUCCGGGCCUUGGAGUGCAGUUGGAUGCGUCCGAGCUUAACUUGCUUUACAAUGAUAAGUAUAAUGUUGAAAUACCGGAUUCUUAUGAACAUCUUAUAUUGGAUGUGAUUGAUGGAGAUAACCAUCUGUUUAUGCGGAGUGAUGAACUAGCUGCCGCAUGGAAUAUAUUAACUCCAAUUCUCUAUCAAAUUGAUGAGAAUAAAAUAGUGCCAGAACUUUAUCAGUUUGGUGGCAGAGGACCUGUCGGCGCUUACUAUCUUGGUGCAAAGCAUGGCGUCCGCUGGGCCGAUGACUAGAACAAGUACUUCUCAAUAAAAUAAAUAGUUUGUUUCACUAUCCUUAAGUAUUAAAGCAAAAACAAAAGAUGAGUAGUAUAUUAUUCUGCUUAAUUAAAUCUGCAAAUCAAAUGAUCUUCUCUUAAGAUCUUGUGUAGUUUUAUUAUUUUGGUGCCGAUGUAUGAAAGAGACUAAUAGCCAACUCCUUUGUUUAAUAGUUUUAUACAUUUGGAACUCCACAUUGAGUGAUUAAAAUGCCAUGAUAAGGACUCAUGCUUGA